GCAAACACUCCUGACAGUUUGUUUUCGGAGAAAAUUCAGCCUGUUUCUCUUUUCAUAAACAGUUCCUUUUUCGAAAAUCUCAAUAUAAUGGUGGGCGCAAUGCCUGUUAAUUUGAUACCAAAAUUUUGCAACGGUACCAUGGAUAGCCGGAAUGGUACCGAGGAAGGCGAGUCGCAAGUGAGAAUCGGCAGUCGUGUGAAGUGCAAUGACGACUUCGCCACAGUAAAAUAUAUCGGAGAAGUGCAAGGAUACAAAGGAAUUUGGUACGGAGUGGAAUGGGAUGAUCCUGCGAGAGGAAAACAUGACGGGUCUUUGGAUGAUAUUCAGUAUUUUAAGACCUCGAAACCAGGCGCUGGGUCUUUUAUACGCCCUAACAAAAUUGCACCAAGUAUUACUUGUGCUGAUGCUAUCAAGAAGUAUUACGGAGAUCGAGAGGAUGAGACAGUGGCAGCUCACCGGCGCACAGUGAUCAAUGAAUGGAAGAGGGAGAUGGGUGCUCCAUUCAUUGAAAUGGUUGGCUUUGAAAAGAUCCAUCAGAAACAAAAAUUCGACCGCCUAGUGGAAGUGUGCGUCCGCGACCGCUGCGUGUCCAGCGCGGGCGACGUUGCCGCUCUGUGCCCGCGCGCCCGCUCGCUCGACGUAUCCAGCAACUUGUUUAGCAACUGGCGCGAAGUCAUACAGCUGAGCGCGCAGUUGCCAGAUCUGAGGGAACUAGAUGUCAGCAAAAACCGCAUGGCCAUCAACUUACCCGAAGAAACCCUGGACCAGCUCUCGAUCAAUCUAUCCAACUUGGAAAAACUCAACAUAUCCGUCUGCGACUACGAAUGGUCCGACAUCCUUGCUCUAUCCCACCUCACUCCGAAGAUCCAAGAAAUCAUUGCCGCUUACAACCGAGUCAGAACUAUAUCACCACCAACGGUCACUCUCCGAACACUAACCAUUCUAAGACUCGAUGGGAACCCGAUGGACUCAUGGUACGAAGUCAUGAAUCUAGGCUGGUUGGAGAAUCUGAAGGUGCUAAGUCUGAACGAUUGUCAGAUUGAGCAGAUCAGGUUCAAUGAUAAUCCGGGGAAUGCGAAGGUGGAUGUGUUUGAGAAUUUGGAGUUGUUGUUUCUAAACAGGAACAAGAUAAAUGAUUGGCGGUCAGUAAGCGAGCUGGACAAGCUGAACCGCCUCCGCAAGCUCUACUUCUUGAAGAACCCGAUACAGGCCACCGAGGACUAUGACACUGGAUCUCAGCUGAUUAUGGCGAAAAUUGGCACACUACAGGAACUGAACGGGUCGAAAAUAACCCGUGAAUUACGCCGGGGAGCGGAGUACGACUACAUGAAACGUUACGGGGCGGAAUGGAAACGCGCGCAGACGGACCUGCAUGCGCAGGCGGCUUUUGAUAUAGACCAUUGCCGAUUCCAGGAACUCGUUAUGAAAUACGGCAUUCCAGACGACAGCCUCCUCGUGCAACAACCAAAAUCCUCCACCCUCACCUCACAGCUCCUAGAAAUCACACUCCAAGACGAAAACGGAAAACGACUCAAAAAGAAGUUCCCCAACACUAUGGCUGUUCAAAAACUGGUCACACUCGCACAGAGACUUUUCGCGAAGGGCAACACCGGAAAACCAAAACUUUAUCUACUCGACGACCAAAUGAAAGGAGCCGAAAUAUGCCUAGAUAACUACAUGAAAGACUUGGCUUAUUAUUCUAUGAAAAAUGGAGACAAUAUUCUCGUUAAAUUCAGAUAAAUUCUGUAUAUUUAUUCAUGGCAACCCUUAAGUUAAUUGGCGCAUUUAUUUAUUUUCCAAAUCAGCUUUGUAAAUAACAUGUCCAAAUUGUACCUGUAUUUAUUGCUAAUGUUUUCACAAAUAAAUAUCCUUAUUGUAUUUUUA
Messenger RNA from Cydia splendana, 1884 nucleotides. It is a transcript of the gene Tbce, whose product is annotated as tubulin-specific chaperone E. The record is from RefSeq and is a predicted model, not a curated record. NCBI's taxonomy places the organism in Eukaryota, Metazoa, Arthropoda, Insecta, Lepidoptera, Tortricidae. Gene Ontology annotation, biological process: tubulin complex assembly; post-chaperonin tubulin folding pathway; microtubule cytoskeleton organization. Gene Ontology annotation, molecular function: alpha-tubulin binding. Bases 88 to 1740 code for a protein of 550 amino acids. Gene Ontology annotation, cellular component: cytoplasm. The transcript has 7 exons.